This is a messenger RNA of Salmo salar (Atlantic salmon), 2144 nucleotides long. Lineage: Eukaryota; Metazoa; Chordata; Actinopteri; Salmoniformes; Salmonidae. The record is from RefSeq and is a predicted model, not a curated record.
CCCAUUGGUCUUAUUAAAACCCUUCUCCUCCCUCCUCGUCCCAUUGGUCUUAUUAAAACCCUUCUCCUCCCUCCUCGUCCCAUUGGUCUUAUUAAAACCCUUCUCCUCCCUCCUCGUCCCAUUGGUCUUAUUAAAACCCGUCUCCUCCCUCCUCUGGAUCACUUUCUUCCACCUGAUCCCUCGUUCCAAAGACCUAAGGAUGGACUGGAGCUCUUACGAGAUAGACCCUCUGGAUGUCCCUCCUCUCACCCCCACCAGUAAGGAGGUCCUGAGCCAGGCGAUAAAGACCACCUUCGCUGGCUUCGCCCAGGAGAGCAGCCGUAUGCACUUCCCACAAGACCCUAAACUGUGGUCAGAGUGGGAGGUGAACCACUGGUUAGACUGGUGCCAGGCUGAGUUCGGCCUCCAAAGCCUGGGCUCGGAUUGGAGAGGGCUGCCUGGAAGUGAGCUCUGCACCCUGGACAGAGAGGCCUUCCUGGACCUGAGCUCUGAUUACACAGCAGGAGAAAUCCUCUGGGAACAUCUGGAAACUAUGCGCAGAGAUUGUGAAUAUGAUCAUGGUUCCUCUCUAGUCCUUUGCACGUCGAAUUCUCUCUGCCAGUCGCAAACGAACCGAGACAGUUACGUGGACCAUGUGCAGCUCAUGGACAAGCAGAAUCACCAUGGUCAGUUCUCCCAUCUCCCAACAGAACCCCCACAGCUUCUGACCCUUGACCCUGUGACUGUGAGAUAUCAGGACUACCACCGGGUCAAACAGGAAGGACCGUACAGAAACCACCUGUCCUCUGUCCCUCUGCUCCGAGACCUUGACAGGACAGAUUGUGAUUCUGAGUUUGGGACCCUGCAUUAUGAGGACACGGACAUCACCGCUUCGCUGUCCUUGACUAGGCCAAUGCAGGAUUUAGACAAGGGUGUGGAAGAGUCCAUCUCUGAGGACCCCUUCAAUUUGCCAACCCCACACAGGAGCUUCAAAGAGUUUAUAGGGGACAAGACUGAUCUGGGGAGAGCUGUGGUUCCGGCAGGCAUUCUCUCUGCUUAUACUGGUAGCGGUCCCAUUCAGCUGUGGCAGUUUCUAUUGGAGCUCCUCAUUGACCGCAGCUGUCAAUCAUUCAUCAUUUGGACAGGGGAUGGAUGGGAUUUUAAACUGACAGAUCCUGAUGAGGUGGCCCAGCUAUGGGGCCGGAGGAAGAACAAACCUAAGAUGAACUACGAGAAGCUGAGUCGAGGCCUGCGCUACUACUACGACAAGAACAUCAUCCACAAGAACGCUGGCAAGCGCUAUGUCUACCGCUUCGUCUGUGACCUGCAAGGCCUGCUGGGAUACGAACCCUGGGAACUGCACGCCAUGUUGGAUAUCACGGCCAAAGACGGACAUGAGUGAAAGCGAGGAAUUGGGCGUUUCCUUUAUUCCUCGACCACUUCUAAAAACGCAUUGGAGGAGAAGGUCCGAGGGGAAUGGAAGGAACCUCAGAUAUUCUCCUUCAGUGAGUUUUGAGAAGGCGGUUGAAGAAUCAAGUAAAGACUUUUGAGAUUCACCCUAUGGUGCAGACGGCGACGGGUCAAGAGACAGAGACUGUGUUUACAAAAACUCAACCUCCUUAUCAUUUGGCCAUAUGGCAAUCAUUUCUUUGAUCAUGGUCAACUGAAUCAUGAUUGGGGGUAAGCUGUGGGGCUUGUAUGUUUGUAUGUGGUAUGUAUAUAUUCAAUAUAAUUAUUGAAGAUGUGAGAAGAGAAACAUUUUUGUUUAUAUAGUGCCUUCAGGAAGUAUUCGUCCCCUUGACUUUUUCCACGUUUUGUUGGGUUACAAGGUGGGUUAAACACAUUUUGGUCAAUGAUCUACACUAAGUUACUCUGUAUUGUCAAAGUAGAAGAAAUAUUCUAACAUUUGUACAAAACAAAUAUGAAAAAUAAAACCCAUAUCUUGAUUACUUAAGUAUACAACCCCUUAAGUCAAUACAUGUUAGAAUCACCUUUGGCAGUGAUUACAGCUGUGAGUCUGGGUAAGUCUCUAACAGCUUUGCGCAUCUGGAUGUACAAUAUUUGCACAUUAUUCUUUUAAAAAUUCUUCAAGCUCUGUCAAGUUGGUUGUUGAUCAUUGCUAGACAGCCGAUUUCAAGUCUUGCCAUAGAUUUUCAAGACAAUUU